AGUAGAUCUUGGAAGUGUACUUACCUUCUGCAGGGUUCCUCCUCCCCUUUAACGUUGCUCCACCUCUAUUUCUCCUCCUCCCAUUGGUGAAUCAAUCACUAUUUUGGUUGAUGUGGCAGAUGUCCCACUUGUAAGAGUAUGCGUGUGCUCCUCUUGGAUGUGAUUUUUAAGGCUUGUCCAACCCAAUAAUAAUUUUUCCUAAAAAGUUUACAUGACAGAACAUUCCAUCAUCGUAGAUUUUGAUAGGUCCCACGCCCUGUAGGGCCUAUACCUUAUCCAGGAAAUCACAACCCCACCUUUAUCCGUGCUGGCCUGCUGGGCAUUGGAGAAGCCUCUCUCUCCCUCAGCGCAGUCCUUUUCGGUGACUCGCUCGUUCUCCUCUCAGGUUUUAUGUUAAGUUGACCCAUUUCGUAUCAUGGGCAGGAACACCGAUUCAGCGAGCGAAGCAGAGAGAAUCUCAAACGGAAAGGGAUAAUCUGAUAUAGAUUUCUUUGACGAGCUGAAGCUUAAGGGGAAAGUUGAAUGAAGAUGGCUGAUGAAGAGAAAACCCUAAUUGAGAUAUUAGAGGAGUUUAUCCCUAUUGACCUUGCCAAAUACAUAAAUUUUGUCCAUAGCCCGAAGUCUGGUGCCAUUGCUACCUUCUCUGGUACAACACGAGACACAUUUGAAGGUAAAGCCGUUGUAGAACUAAGGUAUGAGGCAUAUGUACCGAUGGCAAUACGCUGCAUUAAAUCCAUAUGUUUGUCUGCUCGAUCAUCAUGGUCUCUUGAUUCCAUUGCUGUCGCUCAUCGUCUGGGACCAGUUCCUGUGGGAGAAACUAGUGUUUUUGUUGCAAUAUCAGCCGUCCAUAGAGCUGAUGCCCUGGAUGCAUGUAAGUAUCUGAUUGAUGAGAUCAAGGCAUUGGUUCCAAUUUGGAAGAAAGAGGUCUAUUCAAAUGGAGAAGUUUGGAAGGAAAAUUCGGAGUUUUUAGAGAGGAAAUCAAAAUUUGGGACUCUACCGGAUCAUGGUAGUGGGUGUUGCCAGGUUAAGGUUAAAGUAGAGGCACAGAACGCCAAGAGUUGUUGUGGAAGUAAGGUUAAAGUGGGAGCUGAAGGAGCUCCUGAGCAUGUUGGUACAGAAAAUGGAGAGAAUUGAAGAGAAUGGAUGAUGCUGCAUUGACAUGUUUCAGAAUCUUUUCACUAUUUAAAUCCCAUUUACAGAGGUUACUAUUAAGUAACAUUGGAAAUAUAUUUAAACAGAGCAAAAUGUCUCCACACUUAUGGCAAUAUUUCUACA
Macadamia integrifolia is the source of this 1275-nucleotide messenger RNA. RefSeq names its product molybdopterin synthase catalytic subunit. Gene Ontology annotation, cellular component: cytosol. The transcript has 2 exons. The record is from RefSeq and is a predicted model, not a curated record. Lineage: Eukaryota; Viridiplantae; Streptophyta; Magnoliopsida; Proteales; Proteaceae. The coding region runs from base 523 to 1134 and encodes 203 amino acids. Gene Ontology annotation, molecular function: molybdopterin synthase activity. Gene Ontology annotation, biological process: Mo-molybdopterin cofactor biosynthetic process.